AAGAUGUUGGCUCAGCUGUCCGGGUGUGCGCGCGCCUUGCCCAAGGCGUGUGCGCCGUUCAGAUGGCGGCCUGGAAGGCCGGGCCCUGGCAGCUGGUGCCAGAGGGCCUCACCGCCAUGGGCAACCAGAGGCUCCCCACCUCGCUGAGCCCAGAGGCGCUGGCGAUGAUCGAUGAGGCCCCGGCCACCUUCGAUCGCUCUGCUUCCUUCGCCAGGCAGGUCAUCACGCAGAAGGAAGUGCAGCAGCUCUUGACGGUGACGGAUGCAGCAGAUGGCAGCUGGGACACAAUCCAUGCCGAUGAGCAGAUACACGCACAAAGGCACAGGGAUCGGAGCCUCUUUGGCGGCUGCGUCUUCGUGCGGCUUUCUGGGCACAUCGCAAAUGCCGACGCCGUGCAGGUGGCUCACUGCCACAUGAACUUUAUGGACCGAGCUGGCUGGGACAAGCAGAUGGAUGGGUUCCGCAUUUUGCACCACGCGGCUGGAAAUGACCUGCUCUACUCUGUGAUUCACGCGCCCCCUUUAGCGGACCGGGACUUCCUGAUGUUUCACACGGUGUUCCGGCACGAGUCGGGCCGUGGACUGAUGCUCUACAGCCGCUCCGCGGACGACACCUUCUGCCCGCCCACCCGCAAAAACAUCCGCGCCAUGCAGCACCUGGCAGCGCACCAGAUCAUGCAGGACCCGGACGGCGGUGGGGUGCGUUUCACCAUCACCACGGCUGUGGACCCGCUAAUCCCCUUCCUCCCUCGCUGGAUCAUGAGUCUCAUGGUCCCCGGGGAGUUUCGGCGCUGGGUGAACGCGGUGGAGCAACGCUGCCGGGAGCUCCAGAAGGAGCAGCUGGCUCUGCCCAGUGCCGCGCUCUUUGUGGCGCUGGAGCAGCUGACCGCUCCAGUUUGCCGUCUCUUCGGCGCCUCACAGCUGGAGGCGGAGAUCAAGCCGCGCGCUGUCACCUUCAGUGAGUCGACGGAUGACCCCGGGGACAGCGACGGGGUGCUCGCCCAGGCUUCGGCAUCACCGCUAGGCAGCGAUGAGUCCAGCCCAAAAGUGGAGGAGGUUGUGGUCAGCCCAGGUUGCUCCUUUUGGGGCUGUGCAGCGGUCCAGUGAGCGCGUUUUUUCCAUUUUGCCACGUGCCUCGCCCUGGAGACGGGCUUGUUUGAUUGAUUUUUCCCGCGAGGGACCGGCCCUUGGAC
This is a messenger RNA of Effrenium voratum, 1192 nucleotides long. Lineage: Eukaryota; Dinophyceae; Suessiales; Symbiodiniaceae. The record is from the annotation of a GenBank genome assembly.